AUGGACAACUCCCCCAAACAUCCCCGGGACAUAGAAGAGGACGUAAUUAGAACGUUAAAUGAAGAUGAGGAGCUCGCGGCCAACCUCAAAGCCCCCCAGCCGGAAACUCUGUUGUCUGUUGUGGACGACGAGACCAAAGGCAACAUAAGACCAGCACCGACAAUCAUUGAAUCUCGACAUCUGACGAAACGACAGCUCUCAGAUAUGGCCUAUAAUGUGCGCAAGCUAUCUAAGAAGCUGGGCAGCAUCAGACUCAAGCUCACAGUCAAGAAUGUCUUUGUGGUAUGCAAGGCGCAGGACGAAUCACUGGUUAGCCUGACUCGGAAAGUGACUAGGUGGCUACUCUCUAAAGACCGAGACUCCCUUUACGUGGUCUAUGUUGAGCGCCGACUGGAGACGCACCCGGAUUUUGGAGCGUUGCAACUAGUCGAGGACGAGCCCUCUGCGCAGGACCGGCUCAAGUACUGGGAUCCUAAGCUUGCACAUGAACGCCCCCAUCUGUUUGAUUUUGUGAUCACACUCGGCGGUGAUGGCACUGUUCUCUACACCAGCUGGCUGUUCCAGCGUAUCGUGCCGCCGGUGCUUUCUUUCGCGCUGGGCUCAUUAGGCUUCCUGACCAAGUUCGACUUUGCGGAUUACCAAAAGACACUUGAGACUGCGUUCCGGGAGGGCGUGGUCGUCAGUCUUCGAUUACGGUUUGAAUGUACCAUCAUGCGCAGCAAAGCGCGCGCCAAAGACCCGGAUGCGCGAACUUUCUCAAAUCGAGAUUUGGUAGAGGAAUUGAUUGGAGAGGAAGGGGAAGACACACUGACGCAUACUCCGGAUCGGGUGUAUGAGAUUCUGAACGAUGUCGUUCUCGACCGCGGGCCAAACCCAACCAUGUCUCAAAUUGAACUCUUCGGCGACGAUGAGCAUUUCACCACCCUGCUUGCAGAUGGAAUCUGCAUUGCUACCCCAACCGGCUCGACGGCUUACAACCUCGCUGCUGGCGGGUCUCUUUCUCACCCGGAGAACCCUGUCAUUCUUGUCACCGCAAUCUGUGCUCACACGCUAUCCUUCCGGCCGAUCAUUUUACCAGAUACCAUUGUCUUACGUAUGGGUGUACCGUACGAUGCGCGGACGAGCUCGUGGGCUAGUUUCGAUGGACGCGAGAGGGUCGAGCUACACCCCGGCGACUACGUGACAGUGUCAGCGUCAAGAUAUCCCUUUGCCAAUGUCUUACCUCACGGUGGGCAGGGUGAAGACUGGGUGCAUAGUAUUUCCAAGACGUUGAAUUGGAACUCGCGACAGAAGCAAAAGAGUUUCAAGUAA
Penicillium canescens is the source of this 1311-nucleotide messenger RNA. RefSeq lists its product as uncharacterized. The transcript has 3 exons. Gene Ontology annotation, biological process: NAD+ metabolic process; NADP+ biosynthetic process. Lineage: Eukaryota; Fungi; Ascomycota; Eurotiomycetes; Eurotiales; Aspergillaceae. Gene Ontology annotation, molecular function: NAD+ kinase activity. Bases 1 to 1311 code for a protein of 436 amino acids. The record is from RefSeq and is a predicted model, not a curated record.